This is a messenger RNA of Ooceraea biroi (clonal raider ant), 7836 nucleotides long. RefSeq names its product dedicator of cytokinesis protein Ziz (gene Ziz). Lineage: Eukaryota; Metazoa; Arthropoda; Insecta; Hymenoptera; Formicidae. The record is from RefSeq and is a predicted model, not a curated record. Gene Ontology annotation, molecular function: guanyl-nucleotide exchange factor activity. Gene Ontology annotation, biological process: positive regulation of GTPase activity; small GTPase-mediated signal transduction.
AUGAGCGAGAGGAAGUUUACGCGUGGCCUGGGGAAACCCGGCAUGGCGGCGCAGCUGCGGGAAACCGUGUCGCAGGUCGUCCGCGAGAGCACCGUGCAGAAUAAGCCACACUUGGUUGAGCCCAUUGACUUCGAAGCUUUCGUGCUGAAGAAUAAGACAUUGCUGCAAAAUGAUCCUCAGCGAGAGCUGUUGCUGUAUCCUCAGGACGAUACUUCUCAAGUGGUUUUGCCAAGAAGAUACCGUACCGUGGUACCGACAGCACAGCACAUUACAGAAUCUGAGGAAUGUGCGGAGAAUCUCCUGACAAAGGAGUGCUUACGCAGUUAUAUAUGCAAUUGGAACGUUGUGCAUUAUAAAUACGCGGCGUAUAGCGGAAGUUAUCUCGAAUUGCCAAGAAUAGCGAAGGCGGAUGAUCUGAAAGACGAAGUGUACGAAAUCGAUACCGAGGUUGAUCAAGUGGACGAGGACUUGACAAAGAACGACGGUAUAACAAGGGAGGGUUAUUUGAUGAAAGGUCCCGAGAUUGGCAGUACCGACAGGAUGUUCGCUCAUAUCGGCUCGAAAUCGUUCAAGAGACGUUUCUGCCACCUGAGGCAGGAGGUUGACGGCACUUAUAUCCUCGAAUUCUUCAAGGAUGAGAGGAAAGGCGAGGCGAAACUGACGAUAGUCAUGGACUUUUGCACGGAAGUCGUUAGAAAUCCAAAACGUGGUAGAUUCUGCUUCGAGCUACGAAUGAGCGACACUCACAAGUCUUACACUCUAGCCUCGGAAAAUGAGGCCGACAUGCAGGAUUGGUUAUUGAAACUUAGCUACGUGUUGCAACAUUACAAGCAGCAGGAGGAGAAACGUGCCGCAUCGCUGGAGAGAGCCUGUAACACGCCUCCGCCGUCGCCGCAACCGAUGCAGGUUUACGGCACGCUGAAGGGCCUCGAGCAGAGUAUGAAUCCACAACUGAUCAAGUACUCCAGGGAGACCGACACCAGCAUUGCCCUAGCGAGGAGAGAGAACAGAAAAAGACUGUUCAGCGUGUAUCCCCACAUACCGCACGCCAAGACGCACGCGGGGCAAUUCGUCGAUCACAACAUAGACCCUUACAAGGAGCAGUUCAGUCAUCGGAUCUUGGUCAAGUGUGAAAGCCUCAAGUUCAGACUACAAGCGCCCAUCGACGAAAAGGAGUCGCUCUGCCAGGUGGAACCUUAUCACACGACACUGAGUCUUUUCGACGCCAGGAAUGGCAGGAAGCUGUCGGAGAAUUUUCACUUCGAUGUCAACCAUGAGAUGGUGCGGGAUAUGGCGAAGGAAUUGAGUCCCAUGGGGAUCACGACCGAAACGGAGGAUACUGCUCUUCCCGGGGAAUUGAAAAACGUUCCCGCAGAUUGGAUCAAAUAUCCGAAGCAGGCUAUAUUCAACAUCAGCAAUCCUCAUCCGGACAUAUUCAUCGUCGUGAGAAUAGACAAGCUACUACAGGGAAACAUAUAUCAGACUUCAGAGCCAUAUUUGAGAGCCACGAAGGAUCCAAGAUUGGGUUUGAAAGUGCACAAACAGGUCCGAGCGUGUUGCCAAAGGCUGGGAAAUUAUAGAAUGCCGUUCGCGUGGACUGCGAGGCCACUGUUUAGGUUGUAUAGCAACGAGCUGGAUACUUCCUCAGAUUUCCCAGCGAUAUAUAGGCAAGAAGGCAAUAAGAUAAAGGAUGAGGAGUUGCUAAAACUUCUGUCGGAAUACAGAAAGCCUGAGAAGCUUAGCAAAUUGACUGUGAUACCUGGUUGGCUGAAAAUCAAGAUAGAGCCCAUCACGGACAUUCCUGAAAAUACGUUGUCGACGUGCCUAGCACCGUUAAAGCCGUUUCCGAUACCUCCGACGACGGAGCCGACGGUCGAAUUCGCGGAGUUCGAGGGCACUUCCGAGAAGGAUGUGCAUCCGUACACUACGUAUAUCAAUCACCUGUACGUGUAUCCGCAGACGCUCUCCUUUGACACGCAGAAGAUAUUCACGCGCGCUAGGAACAUAGCGUGCAUCGUCGAGCUUCGUGACGACGACGGCGAGAACGUCGCACCUUUACGGGCGAUCUAUGGUAGGCCAGGAUCGCCGUUGCUGUGCCUGCGAGCAUCGUGCGCAGUCCUGCAUCACAACGCAGUGCCUUCUUGGUACGAAGAGAUCAAGAUGAAGCUGCCGACGAAGCUACACGCGAAGCACCACAUACUCUUCUCGUUCUUCCACAUUAGUUGCGACAUGAAUAAGAAGAAGGAGAACGGCGUUGAGAAUUGCGUCGGUUACGCAUGGGCACCGUUGCUGCACAAGGGAAGAUUGAACGUGGACAUAGAAUCGAGUAUCCAAGUACUGCCCGUAGCGACGCAUUUGCCAUCCGGGUACCUUUCCAUACAGCCCCUUGGAUUAGGGAAAGGGAACGCAGGACCAGAAAUCACCUGGAUCGAUUCUCAGCGGCCAAUCUUUACGGUGUCCUUUCAAUUAAUUUCAACAGUGUUCACGCGGGAUCUGCAUCUGCACAAUCUAUUCGUCCACGCUGAGCGCAUCCUGGACACGAAGCCAUCUACAACGCCGUCGGAUUCGGAGACCUGUAAAAUCCUGAAGGCGGCACACGCGGUCCAAUUAGUUACCGUUAUCACGUUUCUUCCUACUAUACUGAAUCAGCUGUUCGUGCUGUUGACAUGCAACACCAGCCAAGAAGUCGGGCUGUACGUGAUCAGAGUCUUGAUACAUUUCAUAAACAUGGUGCACGAAGCCGGGCGCAAGGAAAUUCUGCAAGCAUACAUCAAGUUUGCGUUUGUGCUGCCUCCUCUGCGAAAUGGCAACGUUACUGUUCACGAACAACUGGCGAAGCACCUACCGACUCUGCUGCAACCGAGCAACACUGACUUUCUGGUCGUAAACAAGUUCAUGCAUCACUCGAGUUUCUUCUUCGAAAUAAUGAUCAAAAGUAUGGCGCAGUAUUUACUCAAUACUGGGAGGAUAAAGAUGCAUAGAAACGAACGAUUUUCGAAAGACUAUCACGAAAAGAUAAAGGCAUUGCUGGAAGUGAUUAUGCCGUAUCUGAUGACCAAGUACAGAGAAAUGCCAGUGGAGACGCACGAAUUGAACAAAAGCUUGGCACAAUUUCUAAAGCGAUGUUUAACGUUCAUGGACCGCGGCUUCGUAUUUCGCCUGAUCAAUUCCUACCUGGACAACUUUUCGCCCGGCGAUCAACGCACGCUGCACGAUUUCAAGUUCACCUUCCUGCAGAUCGUCUGCUCCCACGAGCACUACGUGUCGUUCAACUUGCCGAUGAUGCAGUCGCGUAUUACUUCCAGAGAUACUGACAAUGACACUGAGAGUGAACCAGAACGCGAUGAUUUGAUGAACGAGUACUGCCUUACGGAGGAAUUCUGCAAGCAUCACUUCCUGGUUGGUCUUCUGAUGCAAGAGGUUCGCACUUCUCUCAACGAAAUCGUGCAAAUUCGUAAGGUGGCCAUAGGCACUUUGCGGGAUCUAAUGGCCAAACACGAGUUAGACGACAGAUAUCAGAAUAAGGGUCAGCUAAGUAGGAUAGCAGCGAUUUACAUACCCUGGCUUGGUUGCGUCUUGGAAAAUCUGCAUCGACUGCAGUCCGUGCAGGAGAACGAGAUCAAGACGGAGAUCAAACAGAACGGCACGAACAGGGUGUCGACCAGCAGCUCGUUCCUGACGGCGAAGGAUUCUUCUAUUAGCGGUACAACUGCGGGCACGCCAAGGUCGCUUCACAGACUGACUCUUCACCUGGACACGCAUUGUCAGUCACCCGUAAGAACGUCCAUGCAUCUGCGGGACUCCACUUACUUCGCUGCCAUCGCGGGUCAAGGAUUGAUGAACGGAUACUCGUGCACCAGCGUCGAAUCCGACACGUCGACCGUGUCCGGUGCGUCUCAGUCCAACAUUUCCCAGGAGACCACCAUCGUCAGGGAACUGCUGGAGAACGGGACCGGCGAGAGGAAGAGGCACUCGCGCACUCUAAGCGUGACGCAGUCAUCACCCAGAUGCGACAAGUUGCAGCCUUCGGAAGUUAAGGAUAUACUACUCUGCUUUCUGUUUAUCGUCAAAUACCUCGGCGAUCAUCAAGUGAUUGCCUGGUGGCAGCAGUGCAACGAUUCGGAGAUACUGAGCUUCUUCACGGUGAUCGAGAUGAGCUUGCACCAUUUCAAGUACAUCGGAAAGAGGCAGAUAGCCGCCAACGCCGCGAGCACCAUUGGAAAACCCCGUACUGUCAAAGCGAUGACUUUACCCGCCAGAAUGGCGCCGCCGGAUUUUACUACUGACAAUCCCGCUACCGGCACGCUACAACCUCACAAUACAGCUACCAGAGAAAAUCUGGUUGAAAAUGACAGCGGCAAGGUGUAUCAAAUUCUACUGGAGGCGAACAUGGCAACGGAAGUCGGCCUUAUCGCUCUGGAUUGCCUAGGACUCUUCUGUAUCCAUUUUAAAGAUAUUCUUUUGGCGAGUGAGGGCGACAAUCCAGUAAUGCAAAAGUUCUUCAACAUUUAUUUAUCCUUUCUUCAAGUCGGCCAGUCGGAGACUUUACUACGUCAUGUUUUCGCUGGGCUGAGAGCUUUCUUGAACAACUAUUCUGUCGCGCUUUUUCAAGGCAAUGCCGUGCUUUGCGGGCGCUUGUGUUACGAGCUGCUGCGUUGUUGCAACAGCAAGUUGAGUUCCAUUCGGCAGGAGUCCUGCGCUUUGCUGUACUUGCUCAUGCGAAGCAAUUUUGAGUUUACCAGUCGGAAAGGAUUGACCAGGGUGCACUUGCAGGUGAUAAUUUCGGUCUCCCAAAUGUUGGGAAACGUAAUCGGCUUGAACAAUUCACGGUUUCAAGAAUCGCUGUCGCUGAUCAAUAGCUAUGCCUCCUCCGACAAGGUUAUGAAGGGUACGGGCUUCCCGGUGGAAGUGAAGGACCUCAACAAGAGGAUACGAACGGUCCUGAUGGCAACCGCGCAGAUGCGCGAACACAAUAACGACCCUGAGAUGCUGGUCGAUUUGCAGCACAGCUUGGCCAACUCGUACGCCAGCACGCCUGAACUGAGGCACACCUGGCUGGAGACGAUGGCCAGGAACCACGCUCGAGACGGCAACUUCUCGGAGGCUGCUUGCUGCCAAUUGCACAUCGCGGCGUUGAUGGCUGAAUAUCUGAAACUGCGGAAGGUCCAUUCGUGGGGAGCAGAGGCUUUCGAUCAGAUCUCUGUGAACAUAUCGAAAGACGAGCGCAACCUUAAGCUCGAUGCUGGUGAGAUUUGCGUUCAAGAUAUUCAUUACAAUGGGAGCCUGCUUCUGGAACAGUUGGAGAUUUGCGCGGAUACGUUGGAGAAAGCCGAGCGUUUCGAGUUGCUUGGACAUUUGUACCGUCUGAUAGUUCCUAUGUACGAAGCGAGGAGAAAUUACGAAGCUCUGGCGAACUGCUACUCGCAUCUGGCGCAAGCUUGUAACAAAAUCGUAGAGGUCACGCGAACUGGCAAGAGAUUGCUCGGCAGGUUUUACAGAGUGGCGUUCUUUGGCACGGCAUACUUCGAGGAGGAAAACGGUCAAGAAUACAUUUACAAGGAACCGAAAGUGACAUCGUUGUCCGAGAUAUCAGAGCGUCUGUUGCGUCUGUACAGCGAAAAGUUCGGGUCUGAGAACGUCAAGAUGAUAAUGGAUUCUGUGCCGGUUGACGUGAGUGAAUUGGACCCUAAGGUAGCGUACAUUCAAGUGACUCACGUCACGCCGUACUUUGAGAAGUCCGAGCUGGAAAUACGGCAGACGGAAUUCGAGCAGAAUCACAAUGUAUCUUGCUUCAUGUUCGAAACACCGUUCACCAAGGAGGGCAAAGCAAGGGGCAAUCCGGAAGAUCAGUGGAAAUCCAGGACUAUUCUCACAACGCAAUAUGCUUUUCCGUACGUGAAGAAACGAAUUAGCAUCGCCGAGAAACGCAUAGGGGAACUCAGUCCUAUCGAAGUUGCUUUGGACGAAAUGAGACAACGUGUUCAGGAGUUGGAAGACGUGGCUUUGAUCGGACCAACGGACGUAAAGAAAUUACAGUUACGUCUUCAAGGCAGCAUUUGCGUAACGGUGAACGCCGGUCCUCUGGCUUACGCCUCCGCGUUCCUGGAUCCCGCGUUGUCUCCGCAGUAUCCCGACGACAAGGUAGAGGAGCUGAAAGAUGUUUUCAGGGAGUUCGUCAAAAUAUGUUACACAGCGUUGCAAAUCAAUAGCAAACUAAUCACACCGGACCAACACGAAUACCAGGAAGUAUUGCGUGAAAACUACCAGAAAUUGUGCCAGAACCUGUCGUCCUUGUUCGGGGAACCAAUAUGGCCUGACGAGCAAGUGGGAAGCUUCAAACGUAAUAGCGCUGCUUUAUUCAGUGCCAUCAGCGGCGCUAACAGCCACACCAGUACAGCCUAAGUCAAUAAUCCUAGAAUAUUCAUCCAACAAGACCUCUCUUUCUCUCUCUCUCUCUCUCAGAUUAUUUUACCCGGUUUUUUAGAAUAAUAUGUGUAAGGACCUCCAAAGUAUUAAGCUCGAGAUACUUGUAUCCUAAAUUAACGACUUGUAUCUAUUCUUCUGAUCACCUUUAUAAGUGUCACAUUUAUAAGCCUGUGAUUAGGUAACUGCACCAAUUUUUCAACUUCUGGAAGCCUAACGGAAGACUUUCUGAUCACUGCCAAGUUUUUUAGACGGAGUUUACGUCCUAGGAAGGUCCUGAUUAUAAUAUCCAUGAUAUGAAUGGAUUAUAGUUGUUUAUAGCUGUUAAACUAUAUAAGGAUUCAACAAAGUCAAUGAACCGCUUUCACUUACUAAGCCUACGAUGUUGAUGUGUAGUGUAGAUAAAUCAAGAUUUAAUUGCUAGAAUAAGUUCGGAUGUCAAAGAUCCACCAGGGCAUUUGUAUAGGAUAUUUAUGGCGAGUAAAAAAAUAUUUUAUCCCUCAGUUCUUUCACCAUGAGUAAUGUUAGUCCGCGAGAUAUUCAUAUUGUUUUCAUGAACUGCAUCAUGUAAUCGUCUUUAACUUUAUUUAGAAAAUUGUAUCCUUAUUUACGCCAGAGAAAGGAUACAAGAUCUAGCGAUACGGAGAGAAAAAUGGUUUCGCAAUGCUCGAAGAGCGUUAAUCUCUAAUCAUGUCUCGAUUUUCUGUUAUAUAUUUUUACUCGAUGUUUGUAACAAAGUGGGUAGAGAAUAUCUAAUUGUUGUUUUUACUUGAAGAUUAUUUUAUUAUGAAUUUAGCAAAUUUAUGCGUGCAAAUUUCUGCAAGCGUGAGAGGUGUAUGAAUAAAUUUUUCUAUUCAAUGUAUGCGCCGCGAUAUGUAUGUAUAGUAUCGAUAAAUUAUCGUGUGCGUAUUGAAUCAUGUCGCCGGGAGUGACGGACCAACUCCGAAUUGAUUUUGGAUGUCUCGUACAAUAUAGAUGCGGAUGCUUCCAGACUUAAGACUUCUAACAUCGCAAGAUAAAUUCACUGUAUAUCUAUGUAGUUGUACGUUCGUACACGCACAAACGUCAAUGCAUUCGCACGGACGCAGCCGCAGAGAUGUUAGAGAUUAGGUAUACUAAGGAUUGGCAAUUCUCCUUCCUCCUUCAAUUGUGCCGAUAUUAUACAAAUUGUGUCGAUAGAAGAUCGUAACUGAAAGUGUAACGUUCUGUCCGAGAAUGCUUUACGCCUCCCGUGGCAAAAAGCAGUAUUGUAAUAAAGCUAACAGAUGCCCACUUUUUAUAAAUUUUAUGUUUCGUAUGCACUUAUGCACGUGCAUUUAUAUGACUGUAGAUACAAAAUGUGCAAGUUUUGAUAUUGUAUAUCGAUAAAUAAUAAAAACAACAGGAUGAUAUAUUAAAGAGUGUGAGAAACGA